This is a messenger RNA of Oryzias melastigma (Indian medaka), 7597 nucleotides long. RefSeq names its product nck-associated protein 5. NCBI's taxonomy places the organism in Eukaryota, Metazoa, Chordata, Actinopteri, Beloniformes, Adrianichthyidae. Bases 393 to 6167 code for a protein of 1924 amino acids. Gene Ontology annotation, cellular component: microtubule plus-end. The transcript has 20 exons. Gene Ontology annotation, biological process: microtubule bundle formation; microtubule depolymerization. The record is from RefSeq and is a predicted model, not a curated record.
UAUUGUGUUAAGCUCCACACCGAGCGACGCCGAAAUAUGAGUUAACCCACCCCGACGGGGUUCCUGACCCCGAGGCGUCCAGCAGCUGACCCUUGACCCCAUCCUCGCCGAAGAGGAAGUGGCGUGCUUACUCUGUCUAAAGCCCCAGCUUCUUUGUAAAGGAGUAGUAUGCGUGAAGUGAAGUGUUUAUCUUCUGCCGCAGAUUCAGUCGGACUGGUUCCCAGCUCUGUUUGGAGAGGCUUGGGAAAACAAAGGGCCGAAGUCCAGGGCGGAGGGCGGGAUUCUCGGCUAGAUAGCUCCAAACUUCUGCUUCCUAGCGGAGAUUAGGCGUUAAAACCAAAAGAAGCUGCAGGGUUUCCCAGGUGUGCGGACCGCUGCAGGGCUCAGAGGCCAUGGACCGGCACCAGGAGAGGAGGGGACGUUUGGAAAGCCGCCUGACGGAGUACAUGGACGCCAACAAAUGCAUCGAUGAGCUUCUCAAACAGCUCGAGGAGGAGCGCCGGAACGUCCGAAGGGAGAAGCUGGCUGUGGCUCGCCUGCAGAGGGAAGUCGCACGGAGCAAGAGUGACGGCACGAUGCGAGAAAAGCUGAUCCACGAGCUAGAAGAAGAGCGACGCCUGCGACUGGAGAGCGAGAAGCGUCUCCGGGAAGUGACGGAGGAGUCCGAGCUGGGAAGGGCGCAGAUGGUUUCACUGCAGCAGCAGUUCUCCAGGAUGGAAGAGACGGUGCGGUCGCUGCUGCAGAACCAGGGCGUCCUGGAGCAGACGGCCGUGGACACUGUGGACAUCAUGAAGGCCUACAAGGAUAAACUCUCCGAGGAAGUGCAGAAGCUGCAGGUCGGCCUGGAGGCGACGCGGGCCGAGCCGGCCGACGCCGAGCUCGACGGCAGCCAAGCGGACGAAGACAGAGACAGAACCAAGCUCCUUCUGGAGCGCCUGAAGACCCUGGAGGAGGAGAACUCGGCGUUGGCCCUGGAGAAUGAGAGCCAGAGGGAGCAGUACGAGCGCUGCCUGGACGAGGUCGCUAACCAAGUCGUGCAAGCGCUCCUCACUCAGAAGGAUCUGAGAGAGGAAUGCUUGAAGCUGCGGACGAGAGUUUUCGAUCUGGAGCAGCAGAAUCGGGCGCUGAGCGUUUUGUUUCAGCAGAAGAUAAAGCCAGCUUCAGACCUCCUUCUUCAGAAACUCCAUUCGCGGAUUAUGGAUCUGUCUGCGGCCGAUUUGCUUCUGGAGCCAGAGAGGAGCAAGGCGUUCCUCCUUUCCAGGAAUACAGAGUCCCCUUCCAACGAGGUUCAUUCGAAUGGAAAGCCAGGUGUCCCUGUGGCCAAAUGUCUGAGCCAGCUGAGUCUGACGGCGCCCGCGCCCAUCUAUCCCCGCAGCAGCUGCAGCAGCAGCGAGCUGUCGCUGUCGAGCGCGUGCAGCGAGUUCUCCAGCGGCUCCUACACCUGGAAUGAUGGACGCUCCUGCGGGAAAAUGUCAUCCCUGACGUGGGAGAAGAGGCUGAGUUUGGGCUCGUCAGCUCCAAGUAACAUCUGCGCACCACUGGAGGAACAGCCUCCCACGCGGCGCAAAGAGAGCCACAUACUCGAGGGUCUGAGAAAGCUCCAGCGGAGGAAGAAUAGGAGCUCCUCCUGCUCCUCUAGAGUGUCCAAGUCAGGCUACAAAGACUGCAUGAACUCCAACGAGGGCAUCUACUCGUUGGGGAUCAAGGGCAGCAGCAAAGGGGUGUCCAAACCUGUCCAUGUCAGCCGAGCUUCUGGUGCUCUGGGAAGGCGGUUUUCCUACGAUUCGGACGAUGCUGACGAUGAACUGGCACGCUCUAGUUGCAGAGAUAAUAUCCCCACCAAGGACGGCUGGAUUCACUGCAAGAAGCUCUCUCACAGCAUCUCCGAUAGUUUGUGCAGCUUGGAGGGGACACAAGACGCUAUGGGUGAUGGAACCUCGUGCCCCAUAGCUUCAAAACCCUAUGACUCAAAGGAGCGUCCAGAGAAGCUCAUGAGUUUCAUAAACAGUUUUCUUCCUUUAGAAGGGCGUAAAUCAGCGUUUAGCAGGCCAGCCACUCAGCACAGAAAUCCUGCUCCAGUAGAAGGUCCGAGUUGCCUAUCCGACCCAGAUGAUCCAGAGGAAACCAUUCCUGGAUCUGGAGGGGUCAAGGCUCCAUGCAGUCAGCCGCAAGAACUAGCAGAGAGAGAUAUCAAGAGGCUCUCGAGGGAUACCAUCAAGAUUUUCAAACAACAGUACAUGCAAAAAGACCAGGGGCGCACUCAGUCUGCAGACGGGAGGCCAAAGCCUUUCAGCUUAUUAAAAGAACCUAAAGCAACCAAGUGCACCCAGUCUGAAGAGAGCGUACUGACGGUAUUUGAUGCAGAAGGAGAACCUAUUGAUCUGUGUGCUCAAAGACUGGUAUCAGGAGCAGAAGGUUGUAAAGCCACAGAGAUCCAAAAGAGGCCAACCAGGCAAAAUUCGGCGAACACCACAAAUUAUAGUGUUCUUGAAUCUCCUGAAAAGCCCUCAGAACAUCAGAGUAGAUCAGGUAAAGGUAAUAAUAGCAGGGAAGGAAGUGCAGAAAGGCUACAGUUAGCUCCUCAGAGGAAGCUGAUCAAGCCACCAAGCAGUCGAACUAACAAAGGCUUCUCUGUUCCUCCUAUGAGUGAUGUCAACAGCCCCAAGUCUGGUGGCUCGAAGAUCCCCGGUGUCAAUAAGCCCUCAGCUUCCCCGUUAAGAGUAUCCAAGGGGACAACCACUGAGCCGAGUGUCAGUGGAAACUCAGGACCCUCCACUCAGGAGAAAUCCCCGUCUUCUCUUACAGUCAAGAUGUCUAGAUUCAUCAAGACGCAGGGAACUUCCACUCAGAGUCCGAAAGCUGUGAACUGCAAGGUGCCUGGUCAGGCCGACUUGAGCAAAAGCUCUUCUUCCACUUCCCCCCACCUUCCAAAAAGGCGCCUCGACUUUUCUGACAGCAGCGAACAGCCGACCAGAGACAAACACUGUGAAACCAGCAAAAACAAACUCAGGUCUCCAUCUCCUCCCCCUCCCCCGGGACGCACCACCUCCUUACUGGUCAGACCAAAUUACGAAGGGUCGCCUCAAGCACACAAAUCAGGGGCUGCUCAACCAUCCACGCCAACCACUGUGAGGGGCCCUCCCCCGAGUUACCACACCUCAGUUGCACCAAAUAUGCAAGCCACGCUACCCAUCAAGGAUAAAGACUGCUUAGACGUAGAUGCAGGCUACGGAACUGCACUUGCACCUCAGAAGCUGGUGGACAAAACCACCCAGCACCUUCAGAAGUCCACCGCCGUGACUCAGACUCCAACUAAAGGCACUUCCAAGCGAAUAAAAGACUACCUCCCACCUGCAAGCUCAGGGUGUGCCAGAGUACCUGAAAUUGCACCUAAAAACUCUAAGAAUGUCCCUCCUCCCUACAGCGCUCUAAGAGUGUCUUCCCUUCAAAACUCCUUUGCGAAUAAAAGGACGCCUGCUCAAGAAAACAGCCACCAGACAGUACAGAAGACUUCUAUUAGUUUACCAAUAUCUCUCCAGGAGUCCGCUCAGUGUCCAACAGAGCCACAGAAAGCGGUCAUCAGCCCUCCGGGCCCAGCUGUUUUGUCUCCCAAUUUGUCAGAAAAAGCCUCAAAGACUCGAAUCCCAAUGGGAUUUAAAGCCUUUUUAAAAUCUCCUCCCAGCCAUAAAAGUAGCCCUACUAUACCAGGCAAACAAGAGAAAGAUCAUAUCAACUCUGUCUCCAAGGAAACUGUGACUUCAAAUGCUUCCACUCAGUGUGACGGCUCGCAGGCAGUGUACAGUAUCGACUCAACACCCACCAUGUCUGUCCCCGAAGGGAAAGGGGAAGUCCUGUGUCAGCCACAGGAAGAGGACUUACAACCUCCCGUGUUGUCAGUAGAAGGAAAUGUGAGUGACAAGGCAAAAAGGAGUAGUCAACUUUUUGGGAGAUCCAUAUCUAUUAAUACCAAACCCCACCUGAAGCCAGCUUUAGGGAUGAAUGGGGCCAAAGCUCGCAGUCAGAGCUUCAGCACCAACUACAUAGAGAAACCCAACAUCAAUGGUCUGGAGGGGCCAGGAAGAAUCAGGACUCAAAUCAUCACUAACUCAGGCGAAAGAGGGAAUUCGCUGUCGAGACAGGGUUCUUCCGAAACAACUGGGGUUGGAUUGGCUGAAAGUCCAAUACAUUCCCCUAGAACCAGGCUCAGCCAUCAUGGCGGCAUGAUGGGACCAAACAGUCAGAGCGGCCUCCCUGAGAAAACCCUUCAGUCAUGUGUUAAGGGUGAGGGACCCACUGGUGGAGUAAAAGGGGACGGAGUCACCUCACCCUCUCAAAAAGAAGCUCGUACCUUGUCCAAAAGUGACAGAACUGCUUUUAAUAACGUGCAAAAGCCAGCAAAAGUGGCCUCUCAUCCACAAUUCCAGCCUCCUUCUGCUUUUGUCUUCAGCCCAGAAAGUCCUACAAGAGAAGCGGAUGCCAUUGCCACCUCUCCUGCUGAGCCAGACAAAACCCAGUUGGGCUCCCCAAGCAAAUUCCCAGACACAGAGGAGAAAAAAAUCAGCCCGACGACAUGCACUAUUGAAGAGAAAGUGAUGAUGGGGAUCGAGGAAAACCUGCAGAAAAGUCAAGAGCAGGAGAAGGCAGCAGCUAAUGAGGCCAAACAGAAGACGGGCCCGUCUUUAGCCAACUGGUUUGGCCUCCGUAAGAGCAAACUUCCGGCUCUGAGCGGCAAAAAAGCAGAUUCCCCGAAGGCAAGAGAAGAGAAGAAAGAGCUUAAGAUCGGGUCGGUGCUCGGCGGCAAACAGAUCAAGUCUGACAAGAAGAAGGAAAAGAAGAAGGAUGGCCAGGAGGUCCAGAAUUUGUCCGAGAUGAACAACAAGCUGAGCUCCAUCAUGGACCACUGCAACAAUCAGAUGGGUCAGAUCGCCAGUCAGAUCCAGAGUACAACUGUGUUAAUCGGCAAGGACCAGUUUGUAAAAGAGCUUCUUGGGAGAGCUGCUGUGAAGGGCAACGCUUCGCCACCUGCCAUCUCCACGCCGAAGAAACACUGUGAAACGAAGGGGGACAUGCAGAUCUGUCCAGAUAAUACCCUCAUACUGACGCAAAAGAUCAGCCUCAAGGCCAAAAGCGAGGAGGGGAACAUUCCGGACACGUCGUGUCAAGACCACAUGAUAGGCUCCAGCUGUCAGAUGAGAACCCUGGACAGCGGAAUUGGAACCUUCCCCCUGCCCGAUUCGGUCACGCGGGCCAGCGGUCGCCACAUCCCCAAAUCUGAGUCCAGUCCCGAUGGGGUGAUCGCCGGCUCCACUGAGCGCAGUCGGGACGCUCCCUCCUCCCACCCUGACCCCUCACAGUCCGAUUCAAAAGUGCCUUCCCCUUCAAAAGCCCAUGUGCACACCCCCACUACCAGCAUGGGUCACUCCCUGUCUGAUCCCACUGUGACCUGCAGCAGAAAUGCCCCGGACACCCAGAGUCGCCUGCCCAAGCUGGCAUCCACAGACGCAAUCAAGACCAAAAGGUUGAGUCUUUGUGCCCAGCGAAGCGCCGUCUCCGCUUCCGCCGAGGGAGACGGGGACGAAACGGAGAGGAAGAUGAAAACAAGCGAGCAUGAAUCACCUGGUGAGAAAACAUUGCGAGUUUGCGUGUAUCCAGUCAGCGACAGCGACACCGAGACUGAAUCAGAGGGAACUACGAGUACUUUGGCGUCGCCGCUAAGAACCCCGAUGAACAAGCUUCAAAAGAGCGACUCUGUCGAGCAGAGUGAGGAGACCUUGAAGAAACGGAAUGCAGAGAAAUCCCUGUCCAUUAUGGACUACUAUCAGCACGAUGUGUUCUCGCACCUGGAGACAGACGCCAGGACGAUUUCCCAGUACAGCUUGCUGCACAAAGAGUCGUCCCUCGAUGGAAAAGCAGGAGACAGGCUCAGUAAAGAGAUUCCCGUCAGUCCGAACCAGCCGGCCUCCCUGGACGUCUCCCUGGAAUCCUUGAGCAAAAUGACUCACCCCGCCGAGACGGGGAAGACCGCAGAGAGCUGCUGCAAGGUCAGCCGCUCCUCCUGCGCCUCCAGCUUCAUGGGCAGGCCCGGGGCGGACCCCGCCGGCUCCCUCAGCGACUCGCUCUACGACAGCUUCUCCUCCUGCACCAGUCAGGGCUCCAACGACGUGUGAGGAUGCCAACACGCGUUUGGAAAACCAGUAACCAAGGUGGUCCGCAGAGGCCACCCAGACCGUACAAGGUUACUUACCCACAAUGCCCACUUUGGAAAAUUGUUCUAUGCUGGAAAAGUCUAUAUUUUUGGAACAAUUACAAAAAAAGGGGGUUUCAAAGCCAAAACUAACAGUUUUAUCCCUCCUUGUUGCAUCUUGGAUGAAAUAUGUUAUAUAUUUUGGGUUCAAAAACUUCUAUUUAUACCAUUAAUUAUGUGGACAAAAUUAGCUACUUUCUACACUGUAAAAAUUGAAACGUUGGAUCAAUUAAAAAAAAGCUCUGCAAUAUGUUGCAUUUAAAAUUAUUUGGUCUAUGGUUUACUAAACUCAAAAAUGUAACUUGAUAAAAACAGUUUUUAAAUGUAACAACUUAUAGAAAUUUUGUCAGUUGAUCCAACAUUUCUCCUUUUACAGUGUAUCUAAAAACGAACACAGAAGACGCCUUUAACAUUUAACUAUUUGGGAAUAAAACAUUUUUUCAAACUGUUAAAACCAAUUAAAAAACAAUUCUGGAGCUUCCUCCACCCCCCCUCCUACCUCGUCGUUCAUGUACUGAGAAAUAUUCAAAUAUUAUGCAGGUAUCCUUGGUUUGUAGAAAUGUAAAUAACACGCCGGGUCAGCACGGAUUUAUGGUUUUCGCAAAAAGCACUUAUCGGAGCCGAAGGCGCAACCAAAAGUCGGAAAUGGGGGCGUGGCGGGACUGGAAAGCAAUACACACACACUUUGUUUCCUUGACAUUUUGGGUCAAAAAUGCUUCCUAUGAUUGCACUCUAAUAAAUACUGUACAGGACUGUAAAUAAUAAUAAAAAAAUAAUAAUAUUAUUCAAACUGAUCAGCAGAGGCAGCAAAGUUGCUGCUUGAAAACUCUCCAUAGACAUAAAAAGUUUUGGAAGUGUUGCUACAGUACUUUCCCGCCAAAUAAAAAUGCAGCAAUAAUGUCAGAUUGCAGCUUUUCUGGUUCUUUUACAUACAAGAAAAACGUAAAUGCAAAAUUCAGAAAGUCCGUAAAUUUGUUUUUUGAUAAAUAAAUACCUAAAACAACAUAUACCGACUAAGGCUAUGUCCGAAUUCCCUCACUACGCUGUAAAAAAUUGAAAUGUUGGAUCAAAUCAUAAAGAUUCUGUCAUUUGUUACAUUUUAAAUUAUUAAUUUUCAUCAAAUUAAAGCUUUACUCAACUCAAUUAAAAUCAUAAAAGGUCAUUUUUUUUUAAAUUGAUCCAACAUUUUAAUUGUUUGCAGUGCAGUCACCUUAUAGUGCGCUCGCCACUUUGUAGUGCUUUCCAAAUCUACAAUUCCAAAGUUGUAGAAAUUUCCCAGAAGUCUUUGCAAAAAACUAGUAUGCAUCAAUGCUCACUACAUUAGCGAAUAUAGACCACAAUGCAUUGCAUUGG